AUGGAACACCUCAGCGGCCCCCAAAUGGCCUCCGAGACUGCCAGCACUGCCAGCGGCGACGGCAGCAAACUCGAGUCCCAGAUGUACCACCAGCUGCGCAAGCUCAUCAACGUGGUGGCAAUUGUGGGGGUGGACUUUCUGCCCAGAGGCGACGGCGUCGUCACCCGCAGGCCGCUGGAGCUGCGGCUGGUGCAUCUUCCCGAGUCUGAGCACUCUCCGGAGGAAGCCUUUGCGGUUUUUGACUCUGCAAAAGACAAGAAGUUUAGAAACUUCGACGAAGUCCGGAGAGAAAUAGAGCGCCUCACGGACGAGGUCGCAGGAAAGAACAAAGGCAUAGUGGACUCGCCCAUAGUCCUCACCGUCUACGCCACCAGGUGCCCCGACUUGUCCUUAAUUGACCUUCCCGGAAUCACUCGAGUGCCCCUCAAAGGCAGCGACCAGUCCGACGACAUCGAGGCCCUCACCAGGCAAAUGGCCCUCAGAUACGCAGCGGACCCGCGGACAAUCAUCUUGGCGGUUUUGCCUGCAAACGCGGGCGUGAAAAACCGCUCGCAGGCGGACAUAAAGGCGGGGAAAAGUGUGCAGCGGUGUCUGGAAGAAGAGCGGCAGUACUUCAAGAGCCACGGGGUGUAUGGACACAUGGGACAGCAGUACUGGGGCAUUCCUUCUUUAGUUGAAAAACUCACAAGAGUUCUUUUUCUCCACAUCAAACAUGUUCUUCCCGAAAUCCGAAAAGAAAUCCAAACCAAGGCCAGGACUGUCCAGACCCGCAUCCAGGAGCUCGGCGAGGGAGUGCCUCUGGAGUCCCGCGACCGCGCGCAGCUGCUGUGGACGGCCAUAACGGAUUUUGUGGAAGUUAUUAAAAGUGCCAUUAGGGGCAAAUACGACAAACGCCUUCAGAAGUACUUCGACCAGGACCAGUGCCUGACCAUUGGUUCGUGCAUCCGGCACGAGUACACGAGCUUGCUAGAGGAGUACUGCGAGCGGAACAUCUCGGAAGACAUAACGGACAGUCAAAUUGAAAAUGCAAUUCGAUUGCAUGAAGGAGAAUCUCUUCCUGGAUUUCCUUCUCCAGACACUUUCGAACACCUCAUUCUCCCCUACCUCAAGAAGCUCUCGCCCCCCGUCAUGGACUGCUUAGAGCGGGUGGCGCAGACGCUGGAGAGUCUUUCGCAGCGCGUGGCGGAAAGAGUGUUUUGUCGCUUUCCAGCCCUCGCUGAAAGAGUUUUGGAAAUUUCUCAAGAAAUUCUUUUGAGAGAAAAAGAAGCAACAAGAGACAUUCUGCAGCACGACGUGGACGCAGAACUCGGAUACCUCUUCACCAACGACGAACGGUAUCUGCAGGACCACGGCACGAUGAUAACGCAGCAGCAGCUGACGCUGGAGCAGCUGCAGCAGCAGCAGCAGCUGCUGCAGCAGCACCAGCAGCUAGGCAUUGGCCCCGACGGCAGGCCGCUGCAGCAGCCCACUCACGCCGAGAGGGCGCAGCAAAUGCUGCAGCAAGUUCAAAACCAAAUGUCAACUUUGUGGGCAAGCAAAGACAAGAAGAGGCCUGUCUACAGCGAGCAAUUCAUCCAGGAGAUCCGCCGGCGGCUGGACGCCUACUUCGGGCUGGUGCUGCACAACGUCAGGGACACAGUGCCAAAGAAGAUUGGCUUUUUCUUGGUUCGGCAGCUGCAGGACAAGUUGCAGUUUGAGCUUUAUAACAAACUGAACGACGAGCAGCUCUUUUCAUCGCUACUGGGGGAGCCCUCGCACAUUGUGGAGGAAAGGCGCGCGCUGACGUCUCAGCUGAACACCUUGAAGAAGGCAGCCGCGGUGCUGCAGCGGGACCCGCAAAUUGCAGCCCUUAACUUUGACACCAUUGACGCCAUGUUUGACUCGGACCUGCGGGAGCUGCAGCGGGCAGCGCCCAAGCAGCAGCAGCAGCAGCUGGGCGUUUCGCUGACUUCGGGAGGCCCGCAGCAGCGGCUGCCCGCGCAGCAGCAGCAGCAAGCGCGCCAGCCACAACAGCAGCAGCAGCAGCAGCAGCAACUUAUGAGGCAGCAACCGGUAACAAGCAGACUUUCUAACGGGCCGCCGCCUCCCCCUGCCCAAGUCCAGGCCGGGGCGGGGCUGCCCCCUAGCAGCAGCAUGAUGCUGUCUUCGCAGCAGCCGCCUGCGCCUGCUGCUCUAGCCCAGGACGGAAGAGGCGCACCCAAUGCACGCCACCUUUUCGAACGUCCAGUGAUGUUUCAGACUGCGUCAAACCCUUUGUUCAACGACUAG
This is a messenger RNA of Eimeria tenella, 2268 nucleotides long. RefSeq names its product dynamin-like protein, putative. The record is from RefSeq and is a predicted model, not a curated record. Gene Ontology annotation, cellular component: microtubule; cytoplasm; membrane. Lineage: Eukaryota; Apicomplexa; Conoidasida; Eucoccidiorida; Eimeriidae. Gene Ontology annotation, molecular function: GTPase activity; microtubule binding; GTP binding. Bases 1 to 2268 code for a protein of 755 amino acids. The transcript is spliced from 17 exons.